Spodoptera littoralis (African cotton leafworm) is the source of this 3404-nucleotide messenger RNA. The record is from the annotation of a GenBank genome assembly. NCBI's taxonomy places the organism in Eukaryota, Metazoa, Arthropoda, Insecta, Lepidoptera, Noctuidae.
AUGAAGUGGUCGGCGCUAGUUAUUUUAACGUUGUUGUGGGUUCAAGGAGUCGUGGGGUUCUGCCCCUCGUUAUGUACCUGUAAAGGUAACAAAGCAGCUGAAGGGGCGUUAGCGGAGCCCCAGCCGGACGAGCUACUGAAGCUUAAGUGUGGUGGAAGUCCAGCACAAAUCACUGAGCUUAAAGAGAUAGAUUUGAGUAAAUUAUGGACAAUAGUAGUAAGCUUGAAUCUAUCUGGCAAUGCGAUAUCAACUUUAUCAAGGGAGUUAUAUCUGCCAAAUUUACAGAAACUUGAUCUAAGUAGAAACCAAAUAAGCUUGAUAGAAUCGGAUGCAUUCUACAAUAUGACAGCAAUCCAGCGGCUGGAUCUCUCAUACAACCAGAUCAGCAAUGUUUACAAAGAGAUGUUCAAGGGAUUGACUAAUCUGGAGCGCCUUAUACUGUCACAGAAUCAUAUAUCUGCUAUGGCGGCUGGCACCUUCGACUAUCUAAUUGGACUGAAGCAAUUGGACAUAACUGAUAACCCAUUAAUAUGCGAUUGCGAUCUCCUUUGGGUGGGAGACUGGUCGCGAAACACUAGCGUAAAGUUAGUGGGCAACCCUAAAUGCGCCUUCCCAGAGAAUAUGGUGAACAAACUAGUGAGAAAACUAAAAAUAUUGCUAGACCGGUCUGCCUGUGGCAACGCCGUGUCCGGCAACAAUUUGAUAGUGAAACCGUCAAACGAUCAAGUGGUUUUUGUUGGAGAUACACUAACAUUAUCCUGUAAUGCCCCCUUUGCAUCUGGACUAGCUAAAUACGAGCUGCAUUGGGUCCACCCCAUGCUAGAAAUCUGUGACGUAAACGUGACUAACACAGAUAUGCAAGAAGAAGGGUUGGCGGAGACUACAGUAUACUUUCCGAAUAUAACAAACCAUCAUAUGGGGAACUGGACGUGUGUGUAUCAUGACCAGAAUCAUAUCAAACAUAAUCAUACAGUGCAAGUGUUGGUGCUAUCAAACUCUACACAAUAUUGUCCAACGAACUACACAAUUGACAAUAAAGGAUUGUAUUCGUGGCCUCAGUUGCUUUUGAAUCGGACUGCUGCGGUGCCAUGUCGUAGUGGGGAGGGCAUGGCUUAUAGAUCCUGCUUCUCUAACGCUACCUGGGGCCACGCUAAUACAAGUGAAUGUUCCUACAUAAGCAAUGUGACGAAGCUCCUGCAACAGUUUGCUCUCUUGAACGUGAGUUUAGUGCAAUACUCCGCUGUCAAUGCUACGGAGAGACUGGCUAUGUUGAUCCAAGAGAAGACAUAUCCAUUGGCUGAGAUUAUUGAUCCGGACGAUGUGUAUUUUAUUGGGAAAGCUAUAAGGAAUUAUAUGCAGUACAUUGCUGAAGAGAAAGAUCUUGGCCCAACACUCCUGGACGUGAUAAGUUCGACGAUGAACAUCAGUAUGUCAGUCCUAACUCGCGCGGAGACCUUGUACGGAGUCUGCACCGACAUCCGCCGCGCCGCCGAGGAGAUCUCCAAGCAUAUCGUCAAUAUGCAGGGGCAGAAGUCGAACCUAGCAGUGGAGCAGUUCCGCGUGAGCGAAGGGUUCGGCGGCGCGACGUGCGUGUGGUACAGCGCGGCGCGCGGCGCGGCGCCCCGCCUGCACUGCACCACCACCAACCGGACCGUGGCGCCGCUACUCACUGUCACCGACGCGCUCAUACACGCCAGUGUACAGAUUCCUCAAUCCCUUCUCUACAGCACGACUGACGCAGGAGUAUUACUCCAGAGCCACCCUCAAGACCUGGUGAUAUCUAUGUAUGAGGACGCGGCACUCUUCCCUCUGUUACCCCUCACUGACACAGACUCCGACGCUCGCCUUACCCAGCAUCGAACCAAGGACUACUACGGCAGAAGCACUAAGAGGGAGGAUAUGAAUAUUGAGAUCACCUCGCCUGUUGUUGGAUUUCAGUUGAUGAACACGAAGGUGCGCGGUGAGCUGAUAGAGCCGAUCAUAGCGACAGUACGCGCGCGCUCUGUCGGCGGGGUCGACGGACGCGCCGCUGUAUGGGACCCCGUAACCAGGCGGUGGCAGGAUAAUUCUUCAGACUGCAAGAUAUCGCACGUAGUGUCGGAGAUGAUAAUAAUAAGCUGCACGCGGCUGGCGUACGUGGGCCUGCUGCAGAACGUGGAGACGGGCAUCUACGGCGCGCGCACGGACGGCGCGCGCUUCAAGGUGUCGCACCCCGCCGUGUACGUGGGCAGCCUGCUGCUGGGCGCCAGCCUGGCCGCCGCCGCGCUGGCCUACGGGCUCGCCUGGCGCCGCCUCGCCAUGCCGGCCCGCGCGCGACACGCGCUCGUCAACUGCUGGGCCGCCAUGGCGCUGCUCUGCUUCAUGUACACGCUCGGCAUCUACCAGACGGAGGACGUCAAGCUCUGCCAGGUCCUCGGCCUGCUCAUCCACUACCUCUCCCUCUGCGUGCUCCUCUGGAUGUGCGUCCAAGCCAGUAACAUGUACAAGUGGGUCACUAAGACUCAUAACCCAGUGCGGACUCCUGAAGAUGAUAUACCUCCCGAUGUGCCUGUACAGAAACCUAUACUAGGUUUGUACCUCGUGGGUUGGGGGAUAGCUCUGAUUAUUUGCGGAAUAUCUGGUGCAGUGAACUUAAAAGAUUAUGCGGGUUAUUCUCAGUGUUUCCUCAGUACAGCACCAGCUUAAGUGCGUUGUUCGUCCCAGGAGGGAUCCUCUUAGUGUUUCUACUGACUUUGUUCUUGUUGAUCCGAUGUACGAUAAGAAACAAUAACGUGCAGCUAUCUGAAGGGACGCAAGCUACCGAGAAUGUGGAUUUGGAAAUGUGGGAGCCUCAGAGUAACGAGAGAGCCGAGCGUAGGAGUGUGAAGUCUGCGUUAGACUCGGAGGUGGAGGACAUGGAGCACAGCCCGAUGACGCAGCUGCGCGCGCAGGUGAUCGUGGCGAGUCUGUACGUGGCCGUGUGGGCGGCCGGCGCCGUGGCCGUGUACCGGCCCCUGCCCGCCUACCUGCCCUACCAGGAGGACAUCUGCAGCAUCAUGUACGCAGUCUGCGCCACCGUACUAGGCACCUUCAUCCUCUUCUUCUACGGCAUAGCCAGAAGCGACGUCAGAGCUCAAUGGUCCAUGAUGCAAUGCUAUCUACAGAAGAGCAAACAGUGCUGUCGGAACAGAAGUGUAUUUGACGCUAACCAACAAAAUCUACCUCCGAAUCAAACUGCCACGCCUCCCAUAUUACCUAUACCCAAUGACAAUCGGUCCCGGUCAGGCAGUAGGAGUUCUAACCGAACUAAUUCUAAAACUAACAACAGUGGGACUUACAAGGCAGCUGCAGAGCUAAACGGACAGACUCUACAAAAAGAUACAUUGAAAAACACCAAUGGGAAAGCUCCAAAUAUCAAUUGGUAG